Molecule: messenger RNA, 867 nt
Organism: Cucumis melo (muskmelon)
Lineage: Eukaryota; Viridiplantae; Streptophyta; Magnoliopsida; Cucurbitales; Cucurbitaceae
Exons: 2
Coding region: 1-867 (288 amino acids)
Source: RefSeq, a predicted model, not a curated record
AUGCAGAGGAGAAUUGCCGAUGAGGUAAAUAUAUCUGACAAACACCAAUCCUACAUGAGUAUCAUGGACCUUAUCCAUAAGGCUGGUUUGGAAAAAACUAUCUCGAAUGUUGGUCCUUUAUAUCCCCAGUUAAUUAGAGAAUUGAUCGUCAAUCUGCCUGAUGUGUUUAAUAAUCCGAGUAGUGCUGAUUAUCAGACGGUGCAUAUUAAAGGGUUCAAAUUUGUGAUUUCUCCUGCUGUGAUAAAUGGUUUUCUUGGGAAUACUAUUGAUAUUGACUGCUCUCCAUCAUGUCCUACUACUGAGGUUCUAGCUACUGUCUUAUCUGGAGGGACCUUGUCCACAUGGCCUGUGAAUGGAAUUCCUGCGACUGCUCUCAGCGUCAAGUAUGCCAUUAUACACAAGAUUGGCAUUACCAAUUGGUUCCCUUCCUCACAUGCCUCCAGUGUAUCUGCUACUUUAGGUACAUUUUUGUAUCAAAUUUGUAAUGAUGAUAAAUUGUUCUCCAGUCUGCUACUUCACCUAAAUGGAGCGGUGCUUACUGCAACUAAUGCUCCUGAACCUGAACCUAAGACAAUUGCUCUUAGUUACAGACUCUUUCAAGGUGAUAUGUCUGAUAUUGACCAUGAUGUGCAUCCGACUCAGGGUCCACGUAUUUUUGACACUACUGACUGGGAUGAGUCUGCUAAAGGCUUUUAUAUGGAUCGGGAGUUGGCUGCCCGCAUUGUAAAUUCCUUGGCUGCUGAAUCUCGUGCACUGACUACCUUCAUCACUCUGUUAUCUGAACGUCAAUUAGAGGUUGAUGCUCUUCUUCGACAUUUGAAGUCUUUGGCACCAUCCACUAGUCGUCAGCAACCAUCAUCUGGUUAA